UAGAAAGAACAAGUGAUCAUAUUUUGGUCCAAAUCCAUGAUUAGAGAGAGACAGAUUGAAUGUGAAAUGAGACUUUUAAGAACACAAAGUCAUCUUUGUUAGAAAUAAUUGACCAAUUGAAUUGAAAUUUCUGACUAAUUUGAUCGGCGGCUAAAACCCACAUCUACCCUGAAAUUCCUUUGCAAAUUUAUUCCAUUCUCCAAAGUCCAAAUCAAACUCCAUUGAAGACUUUUGUCAACUUCAACGCCUACUUUUCUUGCACAAAAAACCCCCCAUUUUUCAGUUUUUUUCUUCUACUAAUUACAGUAUUAAUUAAGCUCAUUUGCACCCAUUUUUAAGUAAUUGGAACUGUUUUGGGUUUUGUUAAUCUUUGAUUAACAUUCACAAAUGAUGAAAACUCGAAGCAGUGGUAAAAUCUCCACGAAAUGGAUUCCAAUCUUUUGCAUCUCUUUCUUCUUCAUUGGCAUGCUCUUCACUAACAGGUUGUGGGAACCGCCAGAAUCUGAUAAUAAGCUGAUUGCAAGUCAUCAGCAGAAUGAAGAGCUCAAAGUGAUUUGUGAGGAUUGUGGGACGAAAAAGAAAUCCAAAGAUGAUACAGAUGUAAUGGAAGAAGUAUCAAAAACCCAUGAAUCAAUCAAAAUGCUUAGGUCAUUAGACAAAUCGAUUUCAAUGCUUCAAAUGGAAUUGGCUGCUUCAAGGGGCUCCAACAAGGAGCUGGUUCACCCUAGAGAGUCUGUAGGGACUGUUAUUAAACAAAAUGGAAAACCAAAGAAAAAGGUUUUUGUGGUGAUUGGAAUCAACACUGCUUUUAGUAGUAGGAGACGGCGUGAUUCGGUGAGGGAGAGUUGGAUGCCUCAAGGAGAAAAAUUGAAAAAGUUGGAAAAAGAGAAGGGAAUUGUUAUACGAUUUACGAUUGGUCACAGUGCUACAUCAAACAGCAUAUUAGAUCGAGCAAUUGAUUCGGAGGAAGCUCAGCAUCAUGACUUUCUCAGGCUGGAGCAUAUUGAAGGAUAUCAUGAACUGUCUGCAAAAACCAAGAUAUACUUUUCCACAGCUGUUGCAAAAUGGGAUGCUGAUUUUUAUGUCAAGGUGGAUGACGAUGUACAUUUAAAUUUAGGUGUUUUUGCGUCAACUCUUGCUCAUUAUCGAUCAAAACCAAGAGUGUAUAUCGGAUGUAUGAAAUCUGGACCCGUUCUGGCUGAUAAGAAUGUUAAGUACCAUGAACCAGAAUUCUGGAAGUUUGGGGAAGAUGGAAACAAGUACUUCCGCCAUGCAACGGGGCAGAUCUAUGCCAUCUCCAAAGAUUUGGCAACAUAUAUUUCUAUAAAUCAGCCUAUACUGCACAAAUUUGCAAAUGAAGAUGUAUCCCUUGGUUCAUGGUUUAUUGGUCUUGAUGUGGAACAUAUUGAUGAACGCAGUAUGUGCUGUGGAACUCCUCCAGACUGUGAAUGGAAAGCACAAGCAGGAAAUGUCUGUGUAGCAUCAUUUGAUUGGAGUUGCAGUGGAAUUUGCCAAUCUGUAGAGAAGAUGAAAUUUGUUCAUGAAAAAUGUGGUGAAGGCGAUGAUGGAGUUUGGGGUGUAUCAUUGUGAUAAAAGACUAACUUCUGCUUAAGUUCAAGCAAUGACCAAAACCACCAUUGAAAGUGAGUUUGGUUCAAGAUUACAGAUUGCAGGAAGACUCUACACACCAUUGAAAGUGAGUUUGCUUAUCUUGGGUGUAGAAUGUGCACGAAUCUGUACAACACGUAAACACUGACAUGUAAUAGUUUUUCCGCGAAGUGAUACAAUUUUGAUGUAUGUGUAUAGGCGGGGGGCGUGCUUUAGGAAUUGCUCAAUUUUUUGGGAAGGUGUUAUCUUUCAAAGUUUGCCCCAUAUUGGCAAAAAUACAUGUCUUUUGUUGAUCUUGUAAGGUUUAUCCUGUGUUGUAAUUGAAUUUAUUGAUGAUGAAAGUUUCUAAUCUAAUGGUUUGAUAGAAUGUGCACGAAUCUGUACAACACGUAAACACUGACAUGUAAUAGUUUUUCCUCGAAGUGAUACUCCCUCCGUUC
Spinacia oleracea (spinach) is the source of this 2048-nucleotide messenger RNA. RefSeq names its product beta-1,3-galactosyltransferase 7. The transcript is spliced from 11 exons. The record is from RefSeq and is a predicted model, not a curated record. Gene Ontology annotation, cellular component: Golgi membrane. Lineage: Eukaryota; Viridiplantae; Streptophyta; Magnoliopsida; Caryophyllales; Amaranthaceae. Gene Ontology annotation, molecular function: beta-1,3-galactosyltransferase activity. Bases 388 to 1590 code for a protein of 400 amino acids.